Neoarthrinium moseri is the source of this 438-nucleotide messenger RNA. RefSeq lists its product as uncharacterized. The record is from RefSeq and is a predicted model, not a curated record. Lineage: Eukaryota; Fungi; Ascomycota; Sordariomycetes; Amphisphaeriales; Apiosporaceae. The transcript is spliced from 2 exons. The coding region runs from base 1 to 438 and encodes 145 amino acids.
AUGAAGCUCGUCAUCCUUUCCCUCCUUGUCACAUCCCUUGUGGCUCCCGCCAUCGCGCACAACUUCUGGAUGGUACUUUACCACGGCUCAUUCUCCGAGCUGGGCUUCAAGUUUAUCUCGGAGGCACCGCAGUGCACUGCUGAGCUACACGAUGCCAAGCUCUAUGCAGACCGAUCCGAUGUCAGCGGUGACAAGUGGGGAGUUCGAUACGAGCUUUACGGUGGCAUUACCGACAUCGUCGAGUGGAACACCAACGACGAGAACCUCGGACAUCACACUAUGUACAGAGACCGUGAUUACGGCAUCUACGACACGAACGACAACAGGAAGGGCAGGUGUAUUCCUGACAGCACCAGAGAUUUCGAUUGCCUGUUUCAGUUCACUCGCGUGUCCGGGUUCUCGAUAUUGAACUGCACUUCGGAUUCUAUCCACGUCUAG